This is a messenger RNA of Neoarius graeffei (lesser salmon catfish), 2103 nucleotides long. Its product is annotated as MAPK/MAK/MRK overlapping kinase-like. The transcript has 12 exons. Lineage: Eukaryota; Metazoa; Chordata; Actinopteri; Siluriformes; Ariidae. The record is from RefSeq and is a predicted model, not a curated record. Gene Ontology annotation, cellular component: cytoplasm; nucleus. Bases 84 to 1415 code for a protein of 443 amino acids. Gene Ontology annotation, molecular function: ATP binding; protein serine/threonine kinase activity. Gene Ontology annotation, biological process: intracellular signal transduction; protein phosphorylation.
AUCGUGCUGGACAUUUUAACAAUUAUACACGGUGGAAUGAAACUCGCUUGGUUAGAAAAAUAAAACGUCUGCUUACGAUUGCAAUGCAUCAGACAGAGAGCGAGAAGGAGCUGGGCUCGGACACUGAUCCGGUGCUUACUAAUCAUCUCAACAGAAAAGAUUACAAAAUAAUAAAGAAAAUCGGAGAAGGCACGUUUUCUGAAGUGACGAGGGUGCAAAACCUGAAGGACGGGAAACACUAUGCGUGUAAAACAAUGAAGCAGAGCAUUAACAGCCUGGAACAGGCACACAACCUCCGUGAGGUCCAAGCAAUGAAGAGACUGAGUUUACAUCCUAAUAUACUGCAGCUUCAUGAAGUAAUAUUUGAUCAAGACACAAGGACCUUGUCUUUGAUAUGUGAACUUAUGGAGAUGAAUAUCUAUGAGUUGAUUAGAGGAAGACAGUAUCCUUUAUCUGAAAGCAAAGUCAAAAACUACAUGUAUCAGCUUUGUAAAGCUCUGGAUCAUAUGCACAGCAACGGUAUUUUCCACAGAGAUGUGAAACCAGAGAAUAUUUUAAUUAAACAUGACAUCCUAAAACUGGCAGACUUUGGCUCCUGUAGGAGUGUGUAUUGCAAGCCUCCUCACACAGAAUACAUCUCGACACGGUGGUACAGAGCUCCAGAGUGCCUGCUUACAGAUGGCUACUACUCACUCAAAAUGGACAUAUGGAGCGCAGGCUGCGUGUUCUUUGAAAUUCUCAGCUUGAGUCCUCUGUUUCCAGGGACUAAUGAGAUGGAUCAGGUGUCCAAGAUUCAUGAUGUGUUGGGCACACCAGACAGCAAGGUUCUCCAAAAGUUCAGACAGUCUCGAGUGAUGCCUUUCGAUUUCUUGCCCCGGAAAGGCUGUGGGCUUUCUCAGCUAAUUCCUCGUUGCUCAGCUCCUAGCCUCUCAUUGCUCUAUCAGAUGCUGACUUAUGAUCCAGAUGAACGCAUAAGUCCACGUGUAGCACUGCAGCACACCUGUUUCAGAGAGCAACGGCUGACAGAAAGGAGAGCUCUAGGGCUUCACAGGACUAUUGGGGUUAUGGAGGACAGCAGCAGCAUGACUCCAAGAUCAGUAGAGCAAUUCUGGCGCAAUACUCGACACGGGAGACGGCAGCAGCAGCUGAAGCAUGUAGCUGAACCACUCAGCAGACAUGUUUUGCCUCGUUAUCCUGUGGAGCUCCCAAAGCUGAACGUGAUGGUGCCCACUCCUAAAGUGCCCUAUCCUGUGUCCAGUCUGCCUGCUUUGGCCAUACCACACCAGGGGUUGCUGCCAGCCAUCACCUCCAAAAAGUGCCAUUCUCGUUCAGUGAAGCCCAGGGAAGAACCACACCGCUCAACUUUACAGAGCUACUGCAUGCCUCCUCUGGAGAGAAAAGGUGGAGGCUGCUGAAAUGUGCGGCUGAGCAACUAAACAGUGUUCAAAACUGCAAGCACGGAAGUAAAGAAUUUAAUUCUCUGGAGAGACACAUUCCAUCAAGUGACUCCGAUCACAUGGCCAAGACUUCAGUUGAAGCAUGUAUGUAUGUAUGCAUGCAUGUAUGUAUUACUCCAAAGUGCAUAAGGACGUACAAGUUGCUCUGAACACAAAAUGUAGUCCGGAAUCCCCCUGUACACUUGGCUUUGUAAGGCCUGUGCUGUGUCUGAAUUUAUGCCCCAUUCACCAUAAAAUGCAUCAUAAAUGUAGUGUGUGUACCAAGUACCACAAUACAUAAUGGUUUCUUUCAGCCCAGUAUUUGGGCAAUUCCAUGUAAAUGUCAACCUCACCAUGCAAAAAUAAAGCAACAUGUAAUACAUCAAAACCACUCCCAGAGAUAUCACCUAGGCCUGUAUUUUACAGAUGUGAAUAAGUUGAACCAAUUUGUAACCAACCUAAUAUGUCACUGUCAGUCUUCCUUUCUUAUAAUGUAAAACCCGGAAGCUAAAAUCAACUUUGAUCAUGUACAAUUCUAUAUUAUUGCCACAAGCCACAGAAAUGUAUGCUAAAAUCCACAAAACAGCAAAACAAUAGCCAUCCUAAAUAUUAUUUAAGAACUUUGAUAGUUUUAGCUGAUAUUUAGAGAGUUUUUCAAAGGGUUAUG